This is a messenger RNA of Colletotrichum scovillei, 570 nucleotides long. RefSeq names its product phosphoribosylformylglycinamidine synthase. Lineage: Eukaryota; Fungi; Ascomycota; Sordariomycetes; Glomerellales; Glomerellaceae. The coding region runs from base 1 to 570 and encodes 189 amino acids. The record is from RefSeq and is a predicted model, not a curated record. The transcript has 2 exons.
AUGGCCAUGGGUGAAAAGCCCCAGUUGGCUCUCAUCUCUCCCGCAGCGUCUGCUCGCAUGGCCGUCGCCGAGAGUCUGCUCAACCUCGGCGCUGCUGACAUCCUGGGCCGCCUCGAUCGUGUGAAGCUGUCAGCCAACUGGAUGGCCGCCGUCAACCACCCUGGCGAAGGUGCCGGUCUCUACGAGGCCGUCCAAGCCAUUGGUAUGGAGCUGUGCCCUCAGCUCAAGAUCUCUAUCCCCGUCGGCAAGGACUCUACCUCCAUGAAGGCCUCGUGGAAGGACCGCGAGUCCGGCGAGGCAAAGAGCGUUACGGCACCCAUGUCCGUCAUCAUCACGGCCGUCACCGUCGUCGAGGACGUCCGCAACACAUGGACCCCUCAGCUGCGCCGUGUCGAAGACGUCGGUGAGACGAUCCUCAUCUACGUCGACCUCGCCGAGGCCAAGAAGGCCAUGGGCGGCUCCGCCCUGGCACAAUCAUUGGGACAGAUGGGCAACGAGGCACCGGACGUCAACUACACAAGAGCGGCGUGGUUCUUGCCUACCACGACGUCUCGGACGGCGGUCUCCUGA